Linum tenue is the source of this 204-nucleotide messenger RNA. The record is from the annotation of a GenBank genome assembly. NCBI's taxonomy places the organism in Eukaryota, Viridiplantae, Streptophyta, Magnoliopsida, Malpighiales, Linaceae.
AUGGUGGCGGAUAUUGUCUCCGGUGCUUUCAAGCGCCUCGUCGAUGCCUUCUCCGUUUGUCGAUCGUGCGGCGGCCACAUAAGCUCUCUCAAGAAGCAUCAGGAUGAGGAUUAUGUUCCCAGCACAACUGAACUCGAAGAUGUUGAUGAACACGAAGUUGUCGUGUCAGCAAUCAGGAGCAGAGCCAUGGAGAAGUCGAAGUAG